CAACGUGAGUGCCAUCCGAAUUUCGCUUAUUCAACAAUGUUAUGACAUGUCAAGGUAGUUGGUUACCCGCAAUCUUUCUUUUACAUAACAUGUCGUGGUUGCUGAGCUGAGAUUUGGUUUCCGCAUCUCAGUCAAGCUGAGAUCGCCGCUCAAGUAUUCUCAUAGAUUUAAGAGUGUAACCGUGGCAAGAGUCGUCCAAAAUGCGCGGAAUACCCGGUCUCAAAUUAGUUUUCGUUGCCCGCGAGAAUCUCUUGCUUCGAGUGGCCCAGCGGGGUUUUAGCCAGAAAACAGGCAAGGGACCGUUGGCAGCCCUCCAUGCGAAGGUUGAGAGCGGGGAACUCCGACCCGAUGACUAUCAACAGAAGGCUAUGGCUAAACUGGAGGAGCUCUACAAGAAAGUGUUGGUCUAUUCACCCCCACAACGGGCAAAAGGAGGCUUGUUCGGGCUCUUCGGUGCUCGUACUAAGCCAGUGGACUCUGCCCCUCUGGGACUCUAUCUUUGGGGGAGUGUAGGUGGCGGGAAAACAACGCUAAUGGACUUGUUCUACGACUGCUGUGAAACUGUUGAUAAAAAGCAGCGCGUCCAUUUCCACUCCUUCAUGACAAACGUACACUCAAAGAUCCAUGAAUUCAAGGAGGCAAUGAGCGCCAACCGCACCGACUCCAAGCCUAAGCCCUACGACCCGACCGAGCCAGUGGCCGAUCUGAUAGCGAGAGAGUCGUGGCUGAUCUGUUUCGACGAGUUCCAAGUGACUGAUAUUGCAGACGCGAUGAUUCUGAAGCGACUCUUCACGCAUCUCUUUGACCACGGCGUGGUGGUCGUAGCGACGAGCAACCGACACCCCGACGACCUGUACAAGAGCGGACUGCAACGAUCCAACUUUGUACCAUUUAUUGGCCUGCUAAAGUCCAAGUGUGAGGUGAUGCCCCUCGACAGCGGCAUCGACUAUCGGAAGUUGGCGAUCAAAGCGGACAGCAAUGCUUUCUUCUUAAAAUCUCAGGAAUCCGACGCACAAAUGGAUAAAAUCUUCAAAGUAUUAUGUUCUCAAGAAACAGAUCAUAUCCGACCCCGAACUAUAACUCACUUUGGACGUGACUUAACAUUCAGUAGAACAUGUGGUCAAGUUUUGGAUAGCACAUUCAAAGAAUUGUGUGAUCGUCCCUUGGGUGGCAGUGAUUACAUUCAAAUAGCUCAUUUCUUCCACACGGUCCUCAUCCGCGAUGUGCCUCAGUUCAAUAUUAAAUUAAAAUCUCAAGCCAGACGGUUUAUCACGUUGAUUGAUACGUUAUACGAUAAUCGCGUGCGUGUGGUUAUCUCAUCAGAUGUGCCUGUUGAACAGUUGUUCAGCAAAAACGAUGCCGACGCAGACGAGAUCACCGAUGAACAGCGUAAGCUUAUGGAUGAUUUGAAUAUAGAGCAUGGAUCGGCGGAGAGUAAAUCGAAUAUUUUUACCGGCGAGGAAGAGUUGUUCGCAUUCGAUAGAACUCUCUCACGACUGGCUGAAAUGCAGUCUAAAGAGUACUGGGAGCAAUGGGAGAAGCACCGAUGAACAGCACUUUACCCAUGAAAUUUAUCACGAUAGUUUAAGGCGACCUGGUCUUUUUCCAUUUAACUUAUGAGUGAGAAUUUUAUUUAAUAUUUACUGAUUUAUUACACAACAUCCGAUCUUAGGAACUUGAACUGCACAAAUCAAGUUAAGAUUCAAUAAAAAUGCAAUAAUUCAAGUACUUACUGUAAGGAUGCGUAGUCAUUUCAAAAAGGAAUAAUUGUAUAUAAAAGAGUAGACUUUACUAAAGUUAUAGCAUGCCAUAGGGUUUAGUUUUAAUUCCGUUGGUUGUUCAAAUUGAGAUGUUUAUUUUCGUUCAGUGGACAUUUAAUAUGCUUCAAAAGGCUAUAAGCACGGCUGUAUUACAAUAAAGCAAUAUUUAAAUCGAA
Messenger RNA from Hermetia illucens (black soldier fly), 1936 nucleotides. Its product is annotated as putative ATPase N2B. Gene Ontology annotation, molecular function: ATP binding; ATP hydrolysis activity. The record is from RefSeq and is a predicted model, not a curated record. The transcript is spliced from 4 exons. Lineage: Eukaryota; Metazoa; Arthropoda; Insecta; Diptera; Stratiomyidae. The coding region runs from base 201 to 1550 and encodes 449 amino acids. Gene Ontology annotation, cellular component: mitochondrion; cytoplasm.